AUGCGCAUUCCGGACAGCCGUCGCACGGCGCUCAGCCCCUCGCUUUGCGCGCGACUCGUUUGCGUGGCGCUCCCCUCACGGCGCUGCCUGCUGCUGGGCGCGCUCGUCCUGCAGCUGCUCGCCCUCGCGCUCCUCCUGCCCCGCCUGCCGCCCAUCCCCCGCCACGCGCUCUCAGCAAACCCCCUUCCGCGGACUUCCCCUCCCCGCAGCGUCCUACCGCGCGAUUCUCUCCCGCAAAAUCUCCGUGGAAGACGUGCGGCGGAGCGGGAGUGGGGAGGGGAGGAGGCGGAGGGUCUGGAGGAGGACGGGGCAUGGCGGCUGUACCAGCAGUGGCGGGGGGAUCUGAUGGGCGCGGGCGCAGGGGGGGUAGCGGGGAGAGAGGGGGAUAGGGAGAAGGAAGGGGAUGGGGGAGGAGAGAAGGACGCGGAGGUGAGCAGGAGCAAGGAAGAGCAGCAGCAGGGGGGGGAGUGGGAGCGGUGUGGGCGCGUGGGGGAUGCAGCGAGUAUGCGCAGUGCGGCAGGGAUGAUGGCGGACGACAGGCCACGCCACACCAUGCCCCAGCAACUCACACCUCGCAACACGGCAGGCGGUGCGGCUGGGAGUGGUGGGGCGCGAUACCUGAUGGUGGAAGUGAAUGGAGGGCUGAACCAACAGCGCACAGCGGUGUGCAACGCUGUGGCGGUGGCGGCACUGCUGAACGCCACCCUGGUGCUGCCCACGCUGCUGCUCAACAGAGUGUGGAACGACUCCAGCACCUUUGGCGACAUAUUUGAUGCGCCCUUCUUCAUCGCCCACCUCGCCCCCUUCCUCCCCGUCGUCCCCACCCUCCCCCCCAACUCCUUCCACGUGCCGCCCAACUACUUCCCUGCACCGCCCCUCGCCGUCCGCCUGCGCCGCCUCACCCGCCUCUCACUGCAUGUGGCGGCUGGGCUAGCCACGGGGCGGCGACCGCUGCUGCCGCCCUACGUGCUGCUGCCGCCCAAGAUCUCCCCGCCCCAGUGGGCGAGUGCGGACUACUAUGUGGCGCAUGUGGGGCCUGCGCUAAGGGACAUAGGAGCAGUGCGCCUCAACCCAUUUGCCAACCGCCUCUCCUCGCGGGGUCUGCCCCUGUCGCUGCAGCGCCUGCGCUGUCGCUGCAACUUCCACUCGCUACGCUUCCUCCCCCCCAUCCGCACUGCUGCCCUCACCGCCCUCCACCGCCUCUCCGCCCACGCCGCAGCCGCCGCCGCCACUGCCGCUCGCUCCGCUCGCUCCUCCACUGGGCCGCUCGCUCCGCUCGCUCCGCUCGCUCCUCCACUGGGCGCAUUGCCUGCUGUUCUGCCCACGCGCGCCCACUCGCCGCGUGCCUCCCUGCUGCCAUGGAUCCCCCCUCCAGCACGGCGGCGGGGGCAGGCGGCGUUUGUGGCGGUGCACGUGCGGUUUGAGAAGGACAUGGUGGCGUUCUCGCGCUGCUCCUUCUCCUCCUCGCCCGCCCUGCACCGCGACCUGCAGCGCUACCGCGCCUUCGCCUGGUCCCGCUUCCACCACAGCCCCGCCACUGCCGCGUGGGAGUGGCUCAAGGCUGCUCUGGGAUGGGGGGGGCAGGCAGCGGAAGGGCAGGGGGGUAAUGCAGGAGCCAUCGGGGGAAGCAAGAAGAAGGGGAGCAGUGGCAGUGGAGAAGGGGCAGAGGGUGGGGGCGAGUCAGCGAGGUCAUUGAGAGAGGCGGGCCACUGCCCACUUACACCACUGGAGGUGGCGCUGUUCAUGAGAGCAGCGGGCAUAUCACCCGCCAUGCCGGUGUUUGUGGCGUCAGGCGACCUGUACGGGCCCAAGCACCUCAUGGCUGCCUUCACCGCGCUCUUCCCGCGCACCCUCACCAAGGCACACCUGCUCUCGCCACCCCAACUGAGCCCCUUCCAGGGCCACGCGUCGCAGCUGGCGGCCAUAGACUACCUGAUAGCGCUGCACGCACCGCUGGUGGUGCUGUCCCACGGGUCCAACUUCGGCCACGUGCUCACGGGGCAGCGCCGCUACCUGCACACCGGCCAUGCGCGCGUGCUCAAACCCGACAAGCGCCGCCUCGCCCAGCUCUUCACCCACUCACACCUCAGCUGGGCGUCCUUCCGUGCAUCGGUGCAUGCACUGGUGAGGGCGGGCAGAGAGGCCGAGCACAAGGUGGAGAGGGGACAGGUGGGCGAGGAUGGGGGGGAUGAGAGCAUAGAGGCGAGGGAGCGAGUCGAGAAUGUGACAGCGUUGGAGUCGCACGCCAUACACGCCACUGCCAGCAGCACGCAGCGGGAAGCGGGCUCGCAAGUGACGUCAGCGCAGUCCCGUGAAGCGACGCAGUCCCACCAGGCGGAGCACGCGGAGGCGAUCGAGCCGUCAGGGCGGUUAGAGCGAUUAGUGCGGGCAGGGGGAAUAGAGGGGUCGGGGCGAUUGGAGGAAGCGGUACAGGGGCGCUGGCAAGGAGUGGGGCACGGUGGUGGGCGUGGGUGGGUGAUUCGGGGAGCGCGGAGGAGUGGAGGUGCGGUGUUGAGCGCAGGCGAUGUGGAGCAGGGGACCUUUGAGAGACCUGCACGCAGCAGGAGCAACGGUGGCAGUGCGCAGCGCCGCAUGCGAGGACGCGCAGCACGCCAGUCAUGGCGAAGCGAGCAGCAGCGGCAGAGGUAUCGACGGCGGCUACUGAACCUUCCUUGGUCAACGCAAGGCACAUGGGACGUGACAGCACGAGCUGCACGCGGGGCAACCAGCAGCGCCACCACCACUGACACGGCCACGCCCUUCCCUCUCCGCUCUUCCCCCUCCGCGUCCUCCUCGCCCACCAGCACCACUGCUGCACCUGCUGCCACCACUGCACUCCCCACUCCUGCCCGUGCGCCUGCUACCACUCCGCCCACUCCCACGCUCCUUGCCGCGAGCAGCAGAGGGGAGAGCGGUGGCAGCAGUGUUGGCGGAUCAGCAGGAACACCUACCUCCGCUGCUGCCCUCACUGCACCUGCAGGGUCAGGUCCCGGCGAUGCAGCAGCAGCAGCGGCGGCAGCAGCGGCGGUGUAUGGAGCGGGGGAGCAAGGGGCGGAGGGGGAGUUGGUGGGGAAGCGGCUGGUGAUGGUGGUGACGCCCACGUACCCGCGUGCGUACCAGGCGCUCUACCUCGCUCACCUCGCCAACACCCUGCGCGCUGUUGCUCCCCCGCUGCUGUGGAUCGUGGUGGAGGGCGCCAACAAGACGGAGGAGACGGCGCGGGCGCUGGAGCACACGGCAGCGCAGUGCCUGCCACAUGGUGACCCCGCGUGCCGCACCCUCAACUUCCUGCACCUCGCUGCUGCCACGAGGGAGAUGGCGAAGUGGAACAAGGCGGUGGCACAGCGCAAUGCAGCGCUGCAGCACAUAGAGGCGCACCGCAUGGAUGGAGUCGUCUACUUCGCUGAUGACGACAACGUCUACGCCCCUCAGCUGUUUGAGGAGCUGAGGGCGAUCAGGGUGGUGGGCGUGGUGCCGGUGGGCUUCCUCUUCUCCGCCGGCUACGCCGCUGUCAACCCCGGCAAGCCCGCGCGCCCCUUUGUGGAGCGCCCCCUCGUGCAGCGCGGCAGCGACGGGGUGGCGCGUGUGGUGGGGUGGGAGACGUUUGAGUGGUCCAUCCCCAAGGGCAAGCGCGGCGGCGCCUACCGCUCCUUCUGCUCCGACAUGGCUGGCUUCGCCUUCAGCUCUCGUCUGCUGUGGACGCGCCUCACCUCCAUCCCCGGCUACCCCCGCCACCCUGUUCGCUUCCAGGCCAUUUGGGGAGGCUACCUGGAGACGACGUUCCUGUCGCGCCUGCUGCCGUCGCCCACAUACCUGCAGCCCAUAGCACGGGACGCCACGGAUGUGUGGGUGUGGCACAUGCACGCCGAGGCCGAGAAGACCUUCCAGUACCCCGCCAAAGCCUGGACCCUCCCCCAGCCCGACCCUCAGCGCCUCGUUCGGGUGGCGCAGGAGGGCUCUGGGUGGCCGUACAUUGUGGACGGGCAGAGGUACGGGUUUGAAGACAAGAAGGAGCCGUGGCCACGGUUUGGUUACCGUGCGGGGCUCAUGCCUCCCAAUGGGACGGCUGCACCACCGCCAGUCAAACGCACACCCAAGGAUCAGUUCUCGUGGAAGGAUUGA
Messenger RNA from Closterium sp. Naga37s-1, 4122 nucleotides. The record is from the annotation of a GenBank genome assembly. NCBI's taxonomy places the organism in Eukaryota, Viridiplantae, Streptophyta, Zygnematophyceae, Desmidiales, Closteriaceae.